AUGGAUAAGAAGAUUCCAAAAAUAAAUAAGUAUUUUUAUUUGGGAGCAUUCUUAAAAUAAAUAGAUAGAUUAUAAUUAUAGAAGAUAUUUGAAUAUUUUUGGGCUGUUGCAGAGUAUAUCUUUUUUUAAAACAAAUUGAAUUAUCUUGGUCAAAAUGAAGAAUUGCCAAAAGAAAUAGUUGGUCGUAUUAAUGAAUUGAAUGUUUAGAUUGUGGCUUGUUAGUGAAAUGUUGA
Molecule: messenger RNA, 233 nt
Organism: Paramecium pentaurelia
Lineage: Eukaryota; Ciliophora; Oligohymenophorea; Peniculida; Parameciidae
Source: the annotation of a GenBank genome assembly